GCAACUAAAUAAUUAUUUAUUUUUAGUCAACUUAUCAACUAAAAAAUUCCAGACGUGCAAAGUCAAAGCAUAUUAGCCACUUUUGUUAAUCACGAAAUUUAAUAUGUUGGCAAAAAUGUCAAUAAAAACACAAACACACAAGAGGGUCUUCUUUAAAUAAUUGUGCAGUAGGCAGACGAAUGUCUUUUAGACAAAAACAAAAAAACAAUUUUCUCUUCUCUUCUCAAAGUUUCAACUACACACAUCUCUUUAGUCAUCAUCUUAACCACCAUGAGCCACCAGCACCAGCAGCCGCCGAGCUAUGCCACCGACCCAAACACCAUGUUUGUUCAAGCAGACCCUUCUAAUUUCCGUAACAUCGUCCAAAAGCUCACCGGAGCACCACCCGAUAUCUCCUCCUCCUCCUCCUUCUCCACCGUCUCCGCCGCACACCAGAAGCUUCCACUAACUCCCAAAAAGCCAGCGUUCAAGCUCCACGAACGGCGUCAAUCAUCAAAGAAAAUGGAGCUGAAGGUCAACAACAUCACAAACCCCAAGGACGCUUUCAGCCAUUUCCACCGAGGAUUCCUCGUCUCUCCCGUCUCUCACCUGGACCCAUACUGGGCGCGCGUGAGUCCACAUUCAGCGCGUGAGGAACACCACGCGCAACCGGACAAGGAAGAGCAAAAAGCCAUAGCGGAUAAAGGGUUCUACUUCCUUCCGAGUCCGAGAAGCGGCGCUGAGCCAGCACCGGAGCUUUUGCCACUGUUUCCUCUUCGUUCUCCUAACGGCACUACUCACCGGAUUCAUGAAGAUAAUUAUCGCGACUCUUGAUAUCAUUAGAGCUCUCUAAUCGUAAUUUGAGUUCAAUUAGGCUAUUUUAAUCGUAAGUUGGGGUGACACGUGAUAUUUGCUGUUGCUUUUUACUAUUUUUGUUAGGGCUAUCGUUAAUAUCCGUUUUCCAUUUAACCUAGACUCCUUUUUCUUCUAUUAUCCUUCAUUAAACGUUUUUUGAAGGGUCAACUAUUUCGGCGCGUGUAGUCCACUUCCUUUUAGAAUAUUAAAAUCUUAUUUUAUA
Arabidopsis lyrata subsp. lyrata is the source of this 1057-nucleotide messenger RNA. Its product is annotated as VQ motif-containing protein 11. The transcript has a single exon. Bases 271 to 813 code for a protein of 180 amino acids. Lineage: Eukaryota; Viridiplantae; Streptophyta; Magnoliopsida; Brassicales; Brassicaceae. The record is from RefSeq and is a predicted model, not a curated record.